AUGUACACUACUCCAACGAUGUACCCGUCUCUCCCGAUCAACCGCUGCCACGCAACAAGCGAUACUCUCGAGUCUUCGAUUGCACCCGACUCCAAGCGCCGCAAGAUCUCCGUCAAGCAGGCUUCUGAUGUCGCUGCGCCUGAAUCGACCUUUGCGAACCGACGGCGGAGGAGCCUCAGCUUCCCUCUUCUCCGGCGGGUCUUCGUGGACCUCGUCAAGUACAAAGUGCUGUCAUUUCAGUUGAACGUCAAGCAAGUUCAAAACUGGCUUCGGUUGCUAAAGAAAAAUUGGAGAGCGAGCGAGAUACGUUCAGCUUUUGGAAGCGGCAUCGAGGAAUCUCUGGAAGCGGUUAAUGAACAGGGUCACUACGUCACAUUGCCUGGGCUAGUUCGAGAGUACGUACGUCUCGAAAAAGUUCACGCAGUGGCUCAGAAAGCGAAAUUCGAGAAAGAGCAGGAGAAAGCAGCUAGUGUUGAGUUAUGUACGUCUGAGAUUAUCGCAGAGAGUAACACUCGCAGAGCAGUAGGUUACUUUGACGAACUGGAUUCGUUCUCCGAGCCCGAAGACGCCGUAUCGGGCUCCCGUUCGGCCGAUACGUGCAACUCAGCGUCAGCCAAAUCGACCCCGGCGAAAUCUAGCAAAGAGUGGUUUGUUGUGUUCGAACCAAAUCAGAACGCUUGGAUAAGCGUAAUCGUGACGAAUUUGCUUUGCGGAAGCAACACUUUGAAGCGAAGUUGGACUGACAGGAGCAAUAACAUGCAGAACUACUGGAGUUGUAGAGAAGUCGAGUAUUGGCUUGCAAAGCAGCAGAAAAACAUAAUCGGGAGCUGA
Molecule: messenger RNA, 831 nt
Organism: Phytophthora sojae
Lineage: Eukaryota; Oomycota; Peronosporomycetes; Peronosporales; Peronosporaceae
Exons: 3
Coding region: 1-831 (276 amino acids)
Source: RefSeq, a predicted model, not a curated record